AUGCCGACAAUGCCUACGCUUUAUUUCCGCGAUGGCAUCUUGUCCGUACCCGGGUACGCAUUCGAGAAGGCUGUACCGUGGGAGGAUACCGGCAGCUUCACCCAACUUGCGGAGGGCAGCAGUCUCAAGGAUGGCUCACCCGUACUGGCCAAGAUCGUACCUGCACACACGAACGCCUCAGUCAUGCUCGAGAGAGAAGCGCAUAUUUUGAAUCUGUUGCAGGUCUCGCGCGAAGGCCUCGGCGCAGCUAUUCGCCCAAUAGACAUGUUCAAGCUUCCGCGGGGCAGUGGCGAUUGUACAGUCUUGCUACUAGUACAUCCAGGACCUAAUCAGCUCGGCCAUUACUUCCCUCGCUCGAUCAACCCUCUGCUCCUUUCGGAGACUACACCGGCUGCGCGUCCAGUAUCUCGGGGCGGUCUGCAAACCGAUAUCUUUCUUUCGGACGAGGAUAUGGAAACCUUUUUCGAGGACUCGGAGAGUACGCCAGAUACCAUGGAUCUCGCCACAUUUCUGGAGUUCGCGAUCCAGGCCACGCACUGCCUGGAUGUUUUACACGGGUGUGGCGUCGUUCAUCGAGAGAUUCGCGCUAACGCGUUUCAUGUGAACUCUCACUCUGGAGUCGUCCGACUCGUCCACAUGGGGAACCGUCAUGCUUCUCUGGAGACGUUUGGGGCACCUUCGUCAUUGGUCUGCCGAUCAGACAACUUCGAGGAGGUUGAGAGGCAGCGCAUGAAGGAGGCUCUAUGUUACCUUCCUCCCGAACAGACAGGUAGCAUUGAGACCACACUCGAGGACGCGCGCACCGAUUUAUACGCCCUCGGUAUCCUGUUCUGGAGUCUCAUCGUUGGUCGCGGGACGUUACCCUUCGAGGGAGGACCACUGGAAAUGCUGCACGCAUGUGUUCAUCACAAACCCGUGCCAGUGCACGAAGUCCGCCGAGAUAGUGUACCCCUCGUGCUGUCCCAGAUCGUGGAGAAACUUUUGGCGAAGAGUGCGGACCAUAGAUAUCAGAGUGCUUAUGGCUUGAAAGUCGACCUCCUCGAAUGUCAACGCCGCCUACUUGCCGCAGUGAGCUCGGCUUCUGAGCAAAGCAUGGAUCUCAUCCCUCAAUUUGAAAUUGGACGUCACGAUCGUUACUCUAACUUCACGAUGCCAAGUUUGUUGGUGGGCCGAGAGAAGGAGCUGGAUACCCUUCGUGCCAUUAUUCGCAAUACUACCGCGGAGUAUUCGCAUUAUACGGCUUCAGCGACCGGUGCCAUCAGCUUGACACCAACCGGUAGUCAGGCGUCGUCCAAGGAGAGCACCCCGGAUGCACUGGAUGAUGAGGAUGAUUCGAAGUCGUCGCGUAGUGACAAUGCGAUGUUUGUAGAUGCCUCGGAGGAUCUGCAUACGACGCACUCCUUCAGAUCAGGCUCUCUGAGGUCCAGCAGCCCUCCGCCGUCUGGAUCGCCUCUUACCGUUGCCAGUGACGGCAUACGCCGGAUGGCCCUACACACUCGAAGACGCGGUCCUCGCACUCAUGGUGUUCUCAUUGUCGGACCACCCGGAGCUGGCAAGAGUUCGCUGGUGCUGGCUAUGCAGCCUGUCUGGCGUGCGCAGGGUCUAUGGGGACAUGCGAAGUUCCAGGAGAAGUCUGUCGCUCCGUUUGAGGCUCUCAUGACAUGUCUGUCUUCGGCCCUUCGCCAAUUGAUGGCCUUCAGCAAUGAUCUACAUCGGUUCAUCACGUCUCUCAAGACCAAAUUAGGCCCUCAUGCGCGCAAUAUACCGCUCCUAUACACCAGUGCUCCCGAACUUCGAGAUAUCCUGGAGCUGUUCGAUAUUGGGACGCAUCAGCAGCAAGAGUCUUUGCCCAUAGAGGAGCUUCGCGUCCGAUUCCAAUCGCUCGUAGAGAUUGUCUUUUCUGUCCUGGCGGAAACUCGACCUUUGGCUCUCUUCCUCGACGAUGUACAGGAGGCAGACCCCAGCAGCAUCGAUCUCAUUACCACUCUUACAAAUCUGAAGACCCCCCUUCUGAUUUUCAUAACCGUACGUGACGAUAAACCUGACGUCAUUGAUCGAGUCCACUCGAUGUUCUCUCUUCUGCGCACGAGUCGCCUACGUCUGGAUCCGCUUCCCUUCCAAGCAGUCUCAACGUUGUGCGCUCGGGUCCUUCGUCAGUCAAAGGAAAGCGUAGCCCCUCUCGCUCGAUUGAUUCAUGCUGCUGGAGGCGGAAAUGCGUUCGCGAUGAGGAGCGUGAUCGUCUCGCUGCAUCGGCAAAAGCUCUUCGUUUACGACGGUGACAAAAACGCAUGGCGCUACGACCUCGCAGCAGUCGAAUCUGCGUUGACAUCCCAGCAAGUACCAGGCGAUCCCUCCGACAUCACCUAUCUCAGGUCUCAUCUCCGUGAAUUGCCGGACGAUGCGCGCACCUACAUCAUCUGGGCUAGCUUCUUUGGAUCCGCAUUCAAGGCGACGGACGUCAGCUUGGUCAUGGAUAAGGACGACAGCUCCGGUAGUCAAAGCGAAGAAGACGAAACGGACUGGGACCCGCGGCGCACGAGCAAGAGUGACGGAAUGAGUCGGGCCUCCGUGAACGGUCUGCAAACUGCCAUUGCAGAGGGAUGGGUCAUCCAGCGUGGGCGUGAGAUGUGCAGCUUCACCCAUGACGCGUACCGUCAAGCUGCCGAGAGGGAGGCCGACGAGUUGCCAGAUGGGUUUGUUGCAAGGAUGUCCUUCCGUAUACUCAUGAUCAUGCUCGCCGAGCCCGUCCCGGACAUCUUCCAGAUAGCGAAGCACACUCAGAAGUGCUUGCCAUUACUGCGUCGACACCAGAAACGCAGCGAGCUCUUGAACCUUCUCAUCGCGGCGGGAGAAGCGGCUCAAGAGCGCGGCGCGCACGAACAAGCUUACCAGUCAUAUCUGACUGCGCAAAUGCUUCUCGACUCGGAUAUGUGGACCAGCAAUAUCAAACGCACGCUGUCAUUGUACCUACGGCUAGCAGAGCUCGCAUUGUGGCGCGGGGACCUACAGGACGCACAAGAGUACAUCUCGGAUUGCCUUCCUCGAGCCGAAGAACCGAUCGACAAGGCGACAGUACUGAAGCUACGAUCACAAUGUCACUGGCAGAACGACCGAGCGGAUGCGUCGAUGAAGGACGUUGUACUAGCGCUGGAGGCCCUUGGCAUUGAUCUAGACUUCUCGCAAGACCCAGACGAAGUCAAUACGAUGUUUGAGCAAGUCAAGAACGAGGUUCUUGCUGCGGGUUUCGACGCCAUCUUGUCUAUGCCUCGAUGUCAAGAUGAGAAGAUCGACUUGGCUGUCAAUCUGCUUGGUGAUGCUGGGAUCGGGUCGUACUGGCAAAGCCGAGCGGUCAUGACUGAUGUUGCUGGACUCAUGAUCAUCAGGCUUGCUCUCCGGCAUGGAAUGUCACCCGGCACGGGCUUAGGCUUCCUCUUUGUUCUUCAGGCUAGCGCGGAGACCCGUGAACUCUAUCGAUUCUCCAGCGACCUGGGGAAGAUGGCUCUGCGGAUAUCAGAUCGCUUCGGGUCCAACUCUGAGAAGUGCCGAAGCCUUGUGAUGUUCUCAGCCGUUGUGUCCGCGUAUGACAACGCGCACAUACGCGCCAAUAACCCCAGGCUCCAACUUGCCGCGGAUUACGCACUCUCAGCCGGAGACCGUGUCUAUGGUGCAUUGGCCAGCAUGUACGCCAUCCAGACACGGUUCUUCACUGCCGAGCAUCUUGACGAAUUGCUCGCCGCGGCCGAGGAGAGCUAUGCGAAGAUCAAUGUCUGGGCAGCGAAAGGCCACGUCGCCGUGUUUUCGAUGAGUCUUCUAUGCUGCGUUCGCGCGUUUGCCGGAGCUACUAUCAAUACAUCGGCGGCUACUAUCUUCGACACGACACUGUUCAGUGAAUCCGAGUUCAUCGUCGAGCUGCAAACGAGCGACUUCUCCGCAAUGGCCCUUGCAUGGCAUUACAGCUAUAAGGUAGCUGCCCUGUACUGUCUCGGCUACAUCUCAGAGGCGGUGGAACUCGGCUUCACUGUAUACGAGAUGAGGAAGGCGCUACCCAAUCAUCGCAGCUCACGAUUCGCUCUUUUCUUUCACUGUCUUGCUCUGGUUGAGUGUAUACGAGAAGGAGCCAUGUCAGAAGGCGUCAAGAAGAGAUAUCUGGAUCAGGCGCAUAAGAACAUGUCGUACCUACGGAAGUGGCUGAGCCCAAGUCCGGUCAACAACAGCACUUGGAUUGCGCUGAUUGAUGCUGAACUCUCGUCUCUCGAUGGCACUCCAGAAACCUACAAGCUCUUCGAUACGGCCGUGAAACUCGCCGUCAACAACGAUUUCUUGCUGGAGGAGGGUCUGGCUCUGUUCUUACAAGGGUCAUACUUCGUGAGAAAUGGCGUAGAUGGCCUAGGCACAGAACUACAACGUCGUGGACUGGCCCGACAAUCUCAGUGGGGUGCGCUCGGUCUCGUUGCUCGCUUCUCGUCAAUCAUCUGUGCAAAACCUCAAGAGCUGCUUAAGAGGCAUAUAUUCACGGCUGAUGUGGGAAUCCAGACGGAUAACUCCGUCUCCGGAAUACAAGCCGACGCCGGCUUGUCCUACGAGGAUGUUGAACCCUUGCGCAGUGAAGAAGACGAGGUCCGGGCACUGUCGGCACCGCAGCUAGCUGCUGUCCUGAGAUGGAGUAAAGAGAUAUCCCGCCACAUUCAACUCUUCAGCGCCCUCCAGCGUUUAACUGAGAUUGCCGUCGAAGCCUCGGGUGCACAGAGUGCCUCUAUAGUCAUCAUUGGUGGUGGUGGCGAGUACGCGGUGGCGACGUCUAUGGAACCUCCGGCACAUUGUCAAAUCUUCGAGAACAUGCCGUCAAUACGCACGAUCGAAGACCCUCUGCAACGCGCUGUGUUGGAGCAUUGUCUGAGUGUCAAAGAGCGAGUUGCAACCAAUGAUGCCGGCGCAGAUUCUCGCUUCUCGCUUGCCGCCAAAGGGAGCACGCAUCGGUCUGUGGUAGCGCUCCCCAUCUACGGCAAUCGCGGACAGACAUUCGGAGCUAUCGCUCUCGCUUCGAAAUAUUCGUUCGCUCAAGCUCAGGUCGCGCUCCUGACACUGCUAUGCCAACAAGCCAACGUCUCGAUUAGUAAUGCUCUCUUGUUCCGCUCGGUUCAAUCUGGAACUAGGGAGAACCUGAAGAUGAUCAGCUCCCAACGCGAGGCCUUAGAGGCCGCAAGACAGUCGCGGGCGGCGGCGGAACAGGCGACAAAGAUCAAGUCGAACUUCUUGGCAUCUAUGAGCCACGAACUACGAACGCCGUUUAGCUCCUUCUACGGGUUGCUGGACCUCCUGUCAUCAACGGAGUUGCAACCUGGGCAACGCGAGAUCGUCCAAACAGCGCAAGAGUCCUGCUCUCAUCUCUUGAAGGUCAUCAACUCCAUUCUCGACUACAGCAAGCUUGAAGCCGGUGGCGUCAGGCAGCUUGAGUAUACGGGGUUUGCUGUUGAAGCGGUCGUUGCGGAUUGCAUAGAGCUCCUAGCGCCCACUGCUGCGAAGAAUGGUCUCGAUCUCAGUUACAACAUCGACCCAUCCGUUCCCGCCUGGGUACUCGCCGACUAUGAGCGUGUCCGGCAGAUUAUCAUGAAUCUUGUUGGUAAUGCGGUAAAGUUCACUGCGAGCGGCUCUGUGAAGGUGUACUGCUCUGUCGAUAAGGACGCUCUGAAGACUGUCAGCGAUACUUCAGACAAGUCGGUCUACUUGAAGUUCACCGUGAAGGACACUGGCAUAGGGUUAUCCCAGGCCGAUGUAGGAGUUCUGUUCCAGCCGUUCUCGCAGGCCGACAACUCCACAACCAGGAAGUACGGGGGCACUGGGCUUGGCCUGUCGAUCUGUCGCGAACUGGUCAAAUUGAUGAACGGCGUCAUCGGAGUACGCUCAGAGCUGGGAAAAGGUUCCGACUUCUGGUUCACGAUACCUGUCCGCGAGUAUGUUUCCGAGGACUCCAGAAGUGCAGCAAAGAAGGUGGAGGACAUCCGUACCCUAUUGUUACGCGACCGCCCACCCACUGUCGUCGUCUGUUCUCCAUCUGACGCGACUCAUGCGCUGCUCACGAACAUGUUGCGCGGCUUCCGUGUCACCUGCUUGGCCCUUACAGAAAGCCUCGCGCAAUUGGUCUCACGAGGAUCGUUACCAAUGACAGUCAUCGACUUCAUCAUCUACGACUAUCAGGACGUGUCGCUUCUCGUUGAUGCCUUGCGUACUCCCCCACUGCGCGGCGCGAAGGUCAUUCAUCUGUGCACACCCGUAUCGGACAAAUCGACGGGCCGGCCUCUUGUUCGCAACGACAUCGAGAAUCUUGUCCGGCUGCCGAAACCGGCCCGCACGACGAAGCUUUUCGAGACAAUGGCCGGUCUUGUCAAAAUAUCGCCCGAUAGCUACGGGGCUCCCGCCGCCGGUUCAAGUACACGCGCUCGUGAUGAACCUGCACCUGAGCGAACACUAUACGGGAACGUAUUGAUUGCAGAGGAUAAUCCGAUAGCCCAAGGACUACUCAUCAAGCAACUGACAGGUCUGGGGCUGGUAGUGGUGCCAACAUCGAAUGGGGAAGAAGCGAUUGCGCAAUGGUCCGCGCACGAACCGGGCUAUUUUGCGUUGGCAUUGUUCGAUCAUCAUAUGCCGGUGUGCGAUGGAGUGGAGGCCGCGAAACGCUUGAGAGUGCUUGAAAGCAGACGAAAGAUACCAAAGGAGCUCCUGCUACCCAUCGUUGCUCUAUCUGCCGAUGCGCAAGACAGCACAAAACGCCUGUGUCUGAGUGCUGGCAUGAACGACUUCCUCAGCAAGCCCCUCAGGCGACCUGAUCUCAACGCCCUACUCUCCUCUUAUGGCUCAGGCCCGAUACCAGUGCCAGGAAUAUCUGUGACGGAAGUUACGUAG
Peniophora sp. CBMAI 1063 is the source of this 6900-nucleotide messenger RNA. Lineage: Eukaryota; Fungi; Basidiomycota; Agaricomycetes; Russulales; Peniophoraceae. The record is from the annotation of a GenBank genome assembly.